AUGUCAGCGGUUACUGUUGUUAUUUGGACUGUUUUAAUCCAAGAGAACCUUUGGGCGGAUGCCAUCAUGGUAGUCUUUCCAAGUUCACUGACCGAGGAAGAGGAGGCUUUGCAGAAGAAGUAUGCUAAACUGAAGAAAAAGAAAAAGGCUCUGCUUGCCUUGAAAAAGCAGAGUUCAACCAGCCAGACAAACCAGAGUGGCUUGAAACGAACGUUGUCGGACCAGCCUGUUGUUGAUACUGCCACUGCGACAGAACAAGCAAAGAUGCUGAUCAAAUCUGGAGCCAUCAGUGCUAUUAAAUCUGAAAACAAGAACUCUGGUUUCAAACGUUCACGGAUGCUGGAAAUCAAGCUCAAGGACCCAGAAAAAGGGCCAGUUCCUGCUUUCUUACCAUUCCAAAGAAGUGUCUCUACGGAUGAUGACCAACCUGAGUCUGGAAAGAGAGCCCAACGGAAAUCUCUGUACGAAAGCUUUGUCAGCUCAAGCGACCGGUACAGGGAUGAGGACGAUGGAGGAGGCAUGUCAUCCAGCCGCGAGAUGGACAGAGACCGAGACCGAGACAGAGACCGAGAUCUGGAUAGAGAGAGAGACAGAGACCGAGAGAGAGACAGAGAAAGAGACAGAGACCGGGACAGGGACAGAGGAAGGGACCGGGAACGGGACCGGGACCGGGACAGGGACAGAGAAAGGGAGCGAGACAGAGACAGAGAGCGAGACAGAAGCCGAGAGCGGGAUAGAGAGCGGGACCGGGAAAGAGACAGAGACAGAGACGGACCUUUCAGAAGGUCGGACUCGUACCCCGAGCGGAGGGGGAUGCGAAAAGGCAACACGGUGUACGUUUACGGCUCCGGGCUGGUCGAGGACAACCUUCGCUCUGCCUUCUCUCAACAUGGAACCAUCAUAGACCUCUCAAUGGACAACCCACGCAACUGUGCUUUUAUCACAUUUGAGAAGAUGGAGUCUGCAGACCAAGCUGUGGCUGAGUUGAAUGGAAGCAUGGUGGGAGACGUCCACAUCAAAGUCAGCAUCGCCAGGAAGCAACCCAUGCUGGACGCCGCCACUGGGAAAUCAGUGUGGGCUUCUCUGGCUGUGCAGAACAGCACCAAAGGCUCCUACAGGGACAAGAGAAACCAGGUGGUGUACAGCGAAGACUUCCUGUGAUGAAGCGUGUCCUGUUUCUGCUUUCAUUAGCCGGCUGCUUUGGACGCCUGCGUUUCAACAUAGAUACCAACAUUUUUUGCUAUCUUUUUUUUUUUUUUU
Molecule: messenger RNA, 1260 nt
Organism: Menidia menidia (Atlantic silverside)
Lineage: Eukaryota; Metazoa; Chordata; Actinopteri; Atheriniformes; Atherinopsidae
Source: the annotation of a GenBank genome assembly